Molecule: messenger RNA, 3039 nt
Organism: Drosophila rhopaloa
Lineage: Eukaryota; Metazoa; Arthropoda; Insecta; Diptera; Drosophilidae
Gene: BTBD9
Product: BTB/POZ domain-containing protein 9
Exons: 4
Coding region: 218-2455 (745 amino acids)
Biological process (GO): modulation of chemical synaptic transmission; circadian behavior; adult locomotory behavior
Molecular function (GO): protein binding
Source: RefSeq, a predicted model, not a curated record
CACCACACCAAAUCUGAUCAGAUUUUUAGUCUUGUCUCGAAACUUAAGCAAAGCAACUAUAAACCAUCGAUAUUACAGUUAUUUGUGUCAUCGAUGGUUUGACGCAGUAGCUAUAAAUUGUUAAUUGUUCUUUCUGGCACACACAAACACACACACGCAGACAAACAGGGACGCACACUCGCUUAGUGGCAAGAAGGGGAACCAACGGACGAAGAGGAUGAGCAGCCAGGGACACCACAAAAUGCAGGGAUGCAGCGGACUCUCCGGCGGAAUGCAAAGUGCCGCAUCCAGUGCCUCCGGCAAGAACAACGGCGCCCAGGAGCAGGAGUUCACCGACGAGAUCGACCUGGGCGACCGCUUCUCGGCGGACAUGGCCCGCCUCUGCAUGAACGAGCGCUACUCGGACGUGGAGUUCGUCGUCGAGGAGCAGCGCCUGCCCGCCCACCGCGUCGUCCUUGCCGCCCGCAGCGAGUAUUUCCGGGCCCUGCUCUACGGCGGAAUGGCGGAGACCACACAGCGCCAAAUACCGCUCGAAGUGCCGCUGGAUCCGUUCAAAGUCCUGCUGCGGUACAUCUACUCGGGCACCCUGCUCCUGUCCACCCUGGACGAGGACGCCGUCAUCGAUGUCCUGGGCAUGGCCAACCAGUACGGAUUCCAGGACCUCGAAAUGGCCAUCUCGAACUAUCUGCGCCAGUACCUGGCCCUCAACAAUGUUUGUAUGAUCCUGGAUGCCGCACGACUCUACAACCUGGAGGAGCUCACCCAGGUGUGCCUCAUGUUCAUGGAUCGCAAUGCGGCCGAGUUGCUGCAGCACGACUCCUUCAAGACCCUGUCAAAGGAAUCGCUGGAGGAGGUGCUGCGACGCGACUGCUUCUUCGCCCCCGAGGUGCAGAUCUUCCUGGCCGUUUGGAAGUGGAGCCGCUACAAUCCCAACGUGGACAUCAAGUCGGUGGUGAGCUUUGUGCGCCUGCCGCUCAUGAACCUCGAGCACCUGCUGCAGGUGGUCCGUCCCUCGGGCAUCCUGGAGCCCGACAAGAUCCUCGACGCCAUCGACGAGCGGAGCACCUCGAAAACACUGCCCUACAGGGCGGCCCUCUGGCCGGAGGAGAACGUGGCCACCGCCAAGUUCUUGUCGCGCUGCAUCCAAGGCGAGUGUCGCACGGCCCUGCUGGAUGGCGAUGUGACCACCUACGACAUGGAGCACGGCUACACCCGCCACUGCAUUACGGACAGCAACGACGCGGGUAUUGUGGUGGAACUGGGCACGCUCUGCAUGAUCAAUCACAUACGAAUGCUGCUCUGGGACAGCGACAGUCGGGCGUACUCCUACUUCGUGGAGGUGUCCGGCGACCAGCAGCACUGGGAGCGCGUGGUCGACUACAGCGACUACCACUGCCGCUCCUGGCAAUACUUGUAUUUCGCAGCGCGUCCCGUGAGAUUCAUCCGCCUAGUGGGCACCCAGAAUACGGUCAACCGGGUAUUUCAUGUGGUGGGCCUGGAAGCUAUGCACACGUUGGCCGUACCGCGACUAAUCGACCAUUUCGUGGCGCCCAAGGCGAACGUGGCCACCAUCGAGAAGAGCGCAAUUGUGACGGACGGCGUAAGUCGCACGAGGAAUGCGCUGAUUAAUGGGGACUAUGUGCGAUACGACUGGGACUCGGGCUACACGUGCCACCAGUUGGGCAGCGGCGAGAUCGUCGUCCGUCUGGGCCAACCCUAUCACGUCGGCUCCAUGCGCCUUUUGCUGUGGGACUGCGAUGACCGCACAUACAGCUUCUACAUCGAAACCUCGACGAACCGCAAGGACUGGCAGAUGGUGGUGGACCGACGCAAUGACAAGGCCCGCUCUUGGCAGAACUUUCACUUCACUCCACGUCCCGUGGUCUUCAUCCGCAUCGUGGGCACCCGCAACACGGCGAAUGAGAUCUUUCAUUGCGUCCACCUGGAAUGUCCCACACAGGACAAGUGCUACUUAAAGAAGAUAGCCGACAUGGAAAAGGAUCGGGAGAAGGUCAAGGAGCGGGAGACGGACAAGAAGGUCAAGCCUGAAGAUGACAAUACUGCCUCUACCUCAGGAACUUCGAUGGCUGCCCUCACUGAAAGUCCCUCCUCUUCGACCAGCAGCCAGAGCGUCUUAAAGUCCACCCACUGGCCGCCACAGACACAGUCUCCCAAAACGGAGCAGACCAAGGAAAAAGCAGCGGCCGAAGUCCCCGUCCUGCCGACCAAUUCCCCGACAACCACGCCGACGCUGCCUGCUCCUCUAACCCCUUCAGUCUCGCCGCCUCUCAAGCGAGAGCGAAAUGAGCCAGGCAAGAGUCCCAACGCAAGCCCCAACACAAGCACCAGUCCGAGCAGCAAUCCAAGCCCAAGCCAAAGCAGGAGCAGAAGCCAGAGUGCGGAGCCCGAACCAGUGCCGCCAUUGGUGGAGCUGGACACGAAGGAGGAGCGCUGAGAGCUGCUGCAGAUGAUGAUAUUUUGUACUUGAUCCCUUUGAAAUACUCCUGUGGUCAAACUGUUAAUCCCUGGCAGAGUGUGCACCCUGUUAGUUGCGCUUAUUUGUAGUUUGCAGGCCGUGCUGCUCUUGUUAUCUAGUCCUUCCCAGUGCCCCGAUUUUGGGGCUCCAAAACAUUCGCAUCGCUAAUUGUUUUUGCGUUCAUACCUUAAUAUAUAUAUGUACAAAAUGUAUAUAUAUAUAGUUUUGAUUUAUUGUGAUCCAGAGAGAAUUCCUUUUGUUUGCAAGGCAGCAGAGUUAUAUUUAUAUUAGGAAUACCACUUAAUUCUAUGCACAUACUUAUCGCGAACUCGAAUGAGAUUUCCGAGCAGCUGAACCAAAAUUGUAUACGAGGUCCGAACACGGAGUCGGCAUCUGUCCAGAGUUGUGUCCUGUCCAUGUCCCCAACCAAAAUUAUCCAGUUCAUCCGCAACUCAUAGUCUAGGCUCUUCGAGCGGCCCAAAAAGUAAGCUCUAUUUAUUAGGCAAAAUUUGUCAUAGUUUGUACUGCACCCAAAUAAAAGCUAACCAAAAAAAUGAACUACA